Messenger RNA from Dromiciops gliroides (monito del monte), 192 nucleotides. RefSeq names its product defensin beta 134 (gene DEFB134). Bases 1 to 192 code for a protein of 63 amino acids. The record is from RefSeq and is a predicted model, not a curated record. The transcript has 2 exons. NCBI's taxonomy places the organism in Eukaryota, Metazoa, Chordata, Mammalia, Microbiotheria, Microbiotheriidae. Gene Ontology annotation, cellular component: extracellular region. Gene Ontology annotation, biological process: innate immune response.
AUGAAGAUUAUUUUCAUUUUCUUUGCAUUUUUGUUCUUUCUGGAUCCAGUGCUACUAGCUUUCAACCCUAUACUUUUUUCCAAAUGUGAAAAAAAUGGAAUUUGUAGGAAUGAAUGUCACACGAGUGAAAUGCUGGUGGCUUACUGCAAGAAUUCUCUGGAGUGCUGUGUGCUGGGAAACCCUCAGCCCUGA